UCCGCUUGGCGCCCAUUCCGUUCCUGUGCUGGGAUGACUAAGGCACCUGAGCCUGUGGCCUCCUCAAGCUGUUCCUGGAAUUCUGGCCACAGCCAGGAUAAGUGCAGGAAUAAAUACCACCCGAGCAGAGCCUCACUUAGCGACUGUUAUCUUAGAGGGCCUUUGAGGCGUUCGUGAUGGAAGCUGAGUUGUCUGCGGAGGGUCAGGUUGUCCUGGAAUUGCAACAGCCGACCGACCACGAAGAGGAAGCUGAGGAAAGGUCUGGGCCAGCUCGUAAAGUGCCAAGGCUAAACGGGGCUCAGGAAGACGAAAAUACUGCUGGCCGGGCACCUUCUCGAGGGGCAGAAGAAUCCAGGUCCGAGGACACCGCCCAGGGCUUUGAGGAAGGGCUGGAAAAUGGGAAGAAGGAAGGAACAGCUGACGAGGGGGGAGCGUUGACCAACCAAGGAGAAUACUACUUUCCAGCAUAUGACUUUUCGGAGGCCCCCCGACUUUUGACGGGCUCCUGGGCGGAGUAUAGUCAUGUCCCAGAGAACUUCCUGAAGGGCUGCAAAUGGGCUCCUGACGGGACUUGCCUGCUUACCAACAGUGCCGACAACACCCUGCGCAUAUACAACCUUCCCACAGAGCUGUAUGCAGAGGAGUGGGGGACUGUUGCCGAAAUGAGCCCCGUCCUGCACAUGGCGGAAGGAGAUACCAUCUACGACUACUGCUGGUUCCCGCUGAUGAAUUCUUCUGACCCGCAGAGUUGUUUUGUCGCCAGCAGCAGUCGUGACAACCCCAUCCACGUGUGGGACGCCUUCUGUGGGGAUCUGCGGGCCUCCUUUCGCCCUUACAAUCACCUCGAUGAGUUAACGGCCGCCCACUCCCUCUGCUUCACUCCCGACGGCGCCCAGCUCUUCUGCGGGUUCGACAAGAUGGUGCGAGUGUUCAACACAUCGCGACCCGGUCGGAUGUGCGAGAACAGGCCCACUUUUGCAAAGAGGCAAGGCCAGAGUGGGAUUAUCUCUUGCAUUGCCUUCAGCCCGACUCAGCCGCUGUACGCCUGCACGUCCUACUCGAAGACCGUCGGCCUCUAUUCCCGCGCAGAGGGGGACCCAUUGGCCAUGCUUCUUGGGCACCGUGGCGGCGUCACCCACGCGCUCUUUUCACCGGAUGGCAGUUACCUUUUCACCGGUGGCCGCAAGGCCGCUGAGAUUCUUUGCUGGGACCUUCGACAGCCGGGCGAAAUUGUCUUCGCUCUCUCCAGAACCGUGGCCACCAAUCAGAGACUCUAUUUUGACGUGGAUCCGAGUGGGAAGUAUUUGCUGAGUGGGAACACCAAUGGGCUCAUUACAGUCUGGGACACCACCCAGCCUCCUUCCUCUGGCCCCCCAGCUGUGUUACAGCCCAUCCUGCAGUUCCAAGCCGUGGGGGACUGCAUUAAUGGGAUCAGUCUCCACCCCAGCCUGCCGCUGUUGGCCAGCGCCUCUGGCCAGCGUAAAUUUCCUGACCUGCUGGACAGCGGGGAGGACGAGGAGAAAGAAGGAGGGGACCGCCUGCCUGGUCAUCCUGGGGCGCAGGGCGACAACUCUCUUCGGCUGUGGUGGUGCUCCUCGGCCGCUGGAGUCGGGGAGGCCGUGUCCUAGCCGGGGAGCGGAGAAAGCCGGGCCCCGUCCGUGGCCUCUUCUCUGGGUUGCGGAGCUGCGAGGAGCUGAACGAGACCAGUCGCUGUUGUGGCAGGCGUGUGCUGCUGGCAUGCAGAGGGCUGGUCUGCCUGCGUGUUCCAGGACCGUGCAUAUGAAAACUGCUCCCGGCGGGUGGGCAGGCAGGCGGGCAUCCCUUUGCUUGGACGUGAGCACUUGUUCUAAACGGAGGACAUGAGUCUGCAUGAAGGCACAAUUGGAAAGGGGGGUUUCGAAGAGGGGUCUCGGGGGAAGCCCAAAUCUCCCACCCCCAGCCUUGCUCCUGGGCUGGAGAAAGGGGUCCCAGGUGGCCUGCCCCCCCCUCUUUUGGAACCAAGGGAGGACAGUGGACCCUUCCGCCGGUGUCUCUUUCAAGAGUUCCUCUCUCUCCAGUCUUGUUGGUGGCUUUUCUGGCUCUGCCCGGCAGACGGGCUUCGGCAGUGACUGUCCUGAGCCAGGGAGGACUUUCUCUGGGCGUGGGCUCGAUGUUUAUUUCCCGUACCUAUUUUCACGCUGCAAAAUGCGUGUUCACCUUCUAACGAAA
Molecule: messenger RNA, 2208 nt
Organism: Candoia aspera
Lineage: Eukaryota; Metazoa; Chordata; Lepidosauria; Squamata; Candoiidae
Gene: WRAP53
Product: WD repeat containing antisense to TP53
Exons: 10
Coding region: 177-1628 (483 amino acids)
Biological process (GO): Cajal body organization
Cellular component (GO): Cajal body
Molecular function (GO): protein binding; RNA binding
Source: RefSeq, a predicted model, not a curated record